Molecule: messenger RNA, 1419 nt
Organism: Pelagomonas calceolata
Lineage: Eukaryota; Pelagophyceae; Pelagomonadales; Pelagomonadaceae
Source: the annotation of a GenBank genome assembly
CCGCAGUCGUAGCAUCGUCCUGGUGCCACACGCCGCGUCGUACGGAUUGCGAAAAGGGACUCUCGGAGCCGUUCUUGCAACUCUAAAGCAGCAGCAGUCAAACGCUAGCAAAAAGUAGCAGCAACGAUGAAGCUCGUGGUGGCUUUAGCACUCCUCAGCAAUGCUGCUGCCUUCAUGGCGCCGGUAGCGCCGCGCGCGCCCGCGACGCCGCUCAAGGCGAUCACGACCGAGGCCAUGAUCGAGAAGGCCAAGGCCGACCGCCUCGCGCACCUCGAGGCCCAGUCGUUGGAAGCUCUGACGCUCGCCGCCGACAACUUUGAGCGCGCCGUCUUCCCGAACGCCAUGAUCGUCGGCGACUGCGUGAUCACGCACUUACUCGGUAAAUUAGGCUACCUCGAGUCCGGCAAAGUGAAGGUGAUGGUCGUCGACACGUUCCACUUGUUUGAUAGCACGAUGCCGUUCUUAGCUGAUUUAGAAAAGAAGUACAAUUUCAAGGCCGAGAUUUUUGGGCCGGCCGACUGCGAGAACAAGGAUGUCUACCUCAAGAAGUACGGUGAUAAGUUGUGGGUGGCCGACGUCGAGCAGUACGACAAGAUCUGCAAGGUCGAGCCCUUCCAGCGCGGCCUCAAGACGCUCAAUACCGAUGUGAUGAUCAACGGGAGGCGUCGGGACCACGGCGCCGAGCGCGCCUACAUCGACAUCGCGGAGGUCGCGCCGAUCGGUGGAGGGUUGGCCAAGCUCAAUCCUCUCGCGUACUGGACGCUCGAGGACUGCUUCGACUACGCGGCGGCGAACGGCGUGCCGCUCCACCCGACGGUGGCGCUGGGCUACCCGUCGCAGGGCGACGAGAAGGACACGGUGCCCGUGCCGGACCCCGAUGGUCUGUCGGGCUUCCAGGGCGCCGCCGGUAGCGUCAAGUUCGUCGACGGCAAGUGGACGGGCGACAAGGCCAUCUGGCUCGACUAUGGGAACGAGCGCAAGGGCCGCUUCGUCGGCUUGGUCAACAAGGACGGCUCGACGAAGACGGAGUGCGGCAUCCACGUCGCCGGCGCCGAGAAGACCUUCGAUCGUGAUUUGUGGGAAGGUGGUGCCGUCAAGGAGCUCGCGUCGCAGGAAGACGCCUUAGCGAUGAAGGACGGCGUCAUGGUCGUCUACGCCCCCUGGUGCCAGUUCUGCCAGGGCAUGGAGGAGGCCUACGAAAAGUUCGCCGCCGAUGCCGCUGCCAAGGGUAUUACGGUCGCGAAAUACCGCGGCGACGAGGAUCGCGACUUCGUCCAGUCGAAAUUCAACACGGAGUCGUUCCCGACGAUCAACGUGAUCAAGGGCGGCAAGGCGACGAAGUACGAGUCCGAGGACCGCAGCGUCGAGGCGUUGGCGGCGCUCGUGUAGGGUUCGGGUGCUGUAAGAAUUGCUUGGGUU